This is a messenger RNA of Aspergillus puulaauensis, 840 nucleotides long. RefSeq lists its product as uncharacterized. The transcript is spliced from 2 exons. The record is from RefSeq and is a predicted model, not a curated record. Lineage: Eukaryota; Fungi; Ascomycota; Eurotiomycetes; Eurotiales; Aspergillaceae. Bases 1 to 840 code for a protein of 279 amino acids.
AUGACAACUCAGCAAGUCUAUAUCGAUCAUCUUCUCCUUCAGUUUAACCAGGAGCAGUUUGAGAAUCUCCCGUCCUGGAUUUCGGAAAACUUUACUGUGAUAAAUGGUGGCGUUCAUACUGGUGGCCUGAGCCAAAAUAAGCUUAUCAUAUUCCGCGACGGAACUUACCUCGAGCUGUACAAUUGGGUCACAAAGCCAGAUGACUGGAGGAAGCGGUUACCAGGAGACUUCGCCUUGACAGCACUGGACCCAAUCUCCGCCGAAGCCAGCAGGGAACGCAUUGUGGAUGCACUGGAAAACAAACCAGGGGACGGCAAAGUUGGGCUGACGUAUUCCCUACCUCAAGACGGAGGGCGCAAAAACGCUGAGGGUGUAGACAUCCGCUGGAAGAUUGUCAAAGCACGGUACACCCAGGAAGUUUCGACCCCUCCAGACGAAUUCUACCCGAGAGGACGCACAGAUGCACCCUUCUUUUGCCAUGACCUCACUCCGCGCAACCGUCGCGUCACUUUCGAUCUGCCCUCUGUGACGCAGCAUCCAUCUGGGGCUACGGGGAUAGAUAAGAUCGAGGUUCUUGUGCCUAAGGGCUGGCUGCAAUCAUAUACGGAUCUGUAUACGUCUAUUGUUGGAGCUUCUCCACAGCAACACGAGGACGGAGUCGAGUUCCGGCUAUCUGCACCAGGCGACGAAGGCUUCUCUGGGACGCUCCGCGUUCGAGCUGCAGAAACGGCCGCAGAUGAACAGUUCUUGCGGGAAAAAGGUGUCGGUAUUAGUUCUCUUGUUUUGCGGUCGGACACCAGUGGCCCGUUGAGUUUUCCGAUCGUCGAUUACCUUCAAUGA